AUGCAGGCUCUGUGUCGCGUAGCCCGUCGUCUCUACUCGACGCAACCACCAGAACGGGCUGCAAGCGCCUUGCCAAAGCUUGCAGCGGCUGCCAGAGAUGCCUCAGCUCCCAUGGCCGUCCGUGAACGCCGCGAACGAAAACGAGCCCACCUCAAACCCCCCACUGACAGUGACCUCACUCCAUCAGAAUAUUCACGCUACAGACGAGCCCUCGCCAAGGGCGAGUUGAUGGAUAAUCAGGGGAGAGACCUGACGGAAGCUCAGUGGCUUGACGCCCUCAAUGAACGGCGGACGCGUCUUCGCGGUCUGAAGGUCACAGACAAUAACGGAGAGAAAGAGCUGCAGGUGGUUGGUCAGAGAAUCUAUCUCCCGAACAUCAUAUUCCGCAUGGUGCGCAACAAUACACCCACUGGGAAGCCCUAUAAUCCCUACGAAGCCACUUUCCGAAUCCCCAUGUCUGUCACGAAAACCGACAUUCGCUCGUAUCUAUCUGCCGUCUACGGCGUCAAAACUACCUACAUCCGAACUGCCAACUACUUCUCGCCAUUACAUCGUAUAUAUAAUGGAUCAAAGGCGACGAAAUCGUACAGGACAUACAAGCGUGCCAUCGUCGGUCUUGUAGAUCCAUUCUACUAUCCUCAAGCAAUGGAAGAUAUGACUGCAGAGGACAGAAAGAAACGGAUGGAUUGGCUGAACGAGAAGUUCGCGCUGGAUGCGUUGAAGAGAUGGAGGAGACAUGAACUAGUGCGGACGUCCAUGUCGGGGAGCAAGAACUGGCGCUUCACUGGCCACCUGCGGAGGGAUAAGAUUCUGAAGGCAGUCGCAAGGAGUCGUGCAAGAAUGCUGCGAGAAGUUGAGGAUGUGAAAGAGGAACUGGCAGAGAAGCGUGCCAAGGGCAUUCCCAUCUUCUCAGACACUAAGAACCGCUCGCGACCAAGUAAAUGGAAGGAGGCACUUUUGGCUAAUUAG
Molecule: messenger RNA, 969 nt
Organism: Suillus paluster
Lineage: Eukaryota; Fungi; Basidiomycota; Agaricomycetes; Boletales; Suillaceae
Exons: 1
Coding region: 1-969 (322 amino acids)
Biological process (GO): mitochondrial translation
Cellular component (GO): ribosome; mitochondrial large ribosomal subunit
Molecular function (GO): structural constituent of ribosome
Source: RefSeq, a predicted model, not a curated record